Thamnophis elegans (Western terrestrial garter snake) is the source of this 5517-nucleotide messenger RNA. RefSeq lists its product as uncharacterized. The record is from RefSeq and is a predicted model, not a curated record. Gene Ontology annotation, biological process: regulation of DNA-templated transcription. Gene Ontology annotation, molecular function: DNA-binding transcription factor activity, RNA polymerase II-specific; RNA polymerase II cis-regulatory region sequence-specific DNA binding. Bases 333 to 4337 code for a protein of 1334 amino acids. NCBI's taxonomy places the organism in Eukaryota, Metazoa, Chordata, Lepidosauria, Squamata, Natricidae. The transcript has 8 exons.
UUGCCAAAUUGCAGGCAGCCGGCAGUCAGCAGAAGUAGCCUGCGGUACUGCACUCUAUCCACUGUGCAACCACGGCUCAUGAGUUGUGUUAUUGAACACAAAUGCACUUUGCUUCCUAGAAAGAGUUAUGGUUUAGGGUCUCCUGUUUCCAUCUUUGGCUGGGCACCCAAGCCUUUCAAUUCAAAGAUCAAAGUCAGCUUGUCAGUCUGCCGAUUUCUUAAGCCUUAACACUAUACACCUGUGGCGAGACACUCUGUUAAGGCCAAAUUGGGAAGAAAUAAGAGUUCCUUCGGACUUGCUAGAGUUCUCCUGGGGCAUUAAAAAAAAAAGAGAUGGAGGAACAAGGCUCAGCUGCUUCUGAAGGAAAAGAAGGCCACAACGACCCCACCCUGUCCGAGAGCAGUGAAGCAUGUUGGGGAAAAAUAGUGCGGGAGGUUUUGGAGAAGGACCCAGAGGUUCAUUGUCAGCGUUUCAGGGAUUUCUGCUACCGGGAGGCGGAAGGUCCCAGGGAGGUUUGCAGUCGUCUCCACCAUCUUUCCCGUCAGUGGCUGCAACCCGAGCGACACACCAAGAGCCAGAUGCUGGAUCUGGUGAUCCUGGAGCAACUGCUGGCCAUCCUGCCUGUGGAGAUGUCCAGCUGGGUGAGGGACUGCGGAGCAGAAAACAGCUCCCAAGCGGUGGCCCUGGCCGAAGGUUUCCUCCUGGGUCAGAGGGAGCAGAAGAAGCUGGAGGAGCAGCAGCAGAUAAAUCAAUUCUUUAUAAAAAUGGAAGACGAUUUCCCUGCAACAGAGGAGGUCCUCCUGGACACCAUAGGGAAUCCUUUGCAAACCGGGAUCCUGCAAGAAGAUGCCAGAGGAAUCACGUUGCAAGGGGACGAAUUGAUGCUGGCAAAAAGUAUAGAGUCCUCGGUUUUUCUCUGCGGUGGAAUAGAAACCGUGGUUGACCCAGAUCAGGAUCUGGCCACUAUCAAAGAGCUGGCGGUGUAUUUCACCGAGGAAGAGUGGGUUCUGUUAGAUCCUGACCAGAAAGCCUUCUAUAAGCAAAUCAUGGAAGAGAAUUUUGAAAUCGUAACUUGUCUCAGACGUGACCGAUAUAAAAUGAAAGAACACCCAACGGGGACGAAACCAUACAUGUGUUUGGAGUGCGGAAAAGUUUUUCGUUAUAAAAUGAACCUUACCUCUCAUCAAAGAGUUCACACGGGGGAAAAACCCUACAAAUGCUUGGAGUGCAAAAAAUGCUUCAGCCAGAGUUCCAGCCUCAUUAAGCACAAACGAAUCCACACGGGCGAGAAACCUUACGCAUGCCUCGAAUGCGGAAGGCGCUUCAGCCAGAGUUCGAGCCUUGCCAAGCACAAACAAAUUCACACGGGCGAGAAACCGUACACAUGCUCAGAGUGCGGCAUGAGCUUUGGGAAGAAGGUAAAUCUCACGUCACAUCAGAGAAUUCACACUGGGGAGAAACCCUACCCGUGCUCGGAAUGUGGGAAGACUUUUAGUCACAAAAUCAAUCUCCUUUCUCACUGGAGAACUCAUACCGGAGAGAAACCCUAUCAAUGUCGGGAGUGCGGGAAGUGUUUUAGCCAGAAUACGGGCCUGACGAAACAUCAGAGGACCCACACGGGCGAGAAGCCUUAUAAGUGCUUAGAAUGCGGCAAGACAUUUGGUCAGAAGACGAAUCUCACCACUCACCAAAGAAUUCACACAGGGGAGAAGCCGUACGCGUGUAUGGCAUGCGGAAAGAGCUUCAGUUACCGGACUGCUCUGACUUACCACGAAGGAACCCACACCAAGGAGAAGCCAUUUAAAUGCUUGGAAUGCAGAAAGAGCUUCACUCAGGAAAUCCUACUCCUGAAGCAUUAUAGGACUCAUUCAGAAGAGAAAAUAUUCCCCUACUUGGAAUGUGACAAUCCAACCAUGUAUCUUGCUGCACACCAACCCGUCUUCAAAAAGCCGAAACUGCACCAGUGCCUGGAAUGCAGGAAAACCUUUAGUCGGAGCACGGCGCUCCGGAAUCACCAACUUGUCCAUGAAAGCGGGAAGGAGUGUGCUUGCCUGGUCUGCGGAAAAAGCUUUGGUCACAAACUCAUCCUCAAUUGUCACGAAAGGAUCCACACCGGGGAGAAACCGUACAAGUGUCUGGAAUGUGGCAAAAGCUUUAAUCAUAAGAAAAACCUCUUGAGGCACCACCGGAUCCACACGGGGGAGAAACCGUACAGGUGCUUGGAAUGCGGGAAGUGUUUUGGUCAGAAAAUAGACCUCACCAAACAUCAAAGAAUUCACACCGGGGAGAAACCAUAUAAAUGCUCGGAGUGCGGGAAGAGUUUCAGCCAGCGUACCAACCUUUUCCAGCAUCAGAGCAUUCACACAGGGGAAAAAUACACCUGCUUGGAAUGUGGGAAAAGUUUCAGUCAUAAGAAAAACCUGACCAGACAUCAAAAGAAUGCACACAAGGUAGAGAUAUUAGAGAACUUCCUGUUAUUCCCCAGCCAGCUGAUCUGUGCCACCAUCAGAAGAGGUGUUGAGAGACGAGAAGGCAACCCCCCGCCCUUCCCGAUGGAUGAGCUGGAGGCCACAGGGUCUAGUGCUUGGGAAAGAAUGGAAGGUCUUCCCAAAGCCCCAUUGGUAGCGCAGACGAGCGGCUCUGAUGAGCUUCUGAUGGAGGCACCACCACAUCACGUGAAGCAGGAACCUACCGAGGGCUUGCAAGAUCUCUGGGAGAACCAGUGGCAGGAGUUCCUCAAGACCCUGCAGGCACCAGACUUGGAGUGGGGGGCUUCUCAGAUGCCUGACCGGCUCACUCCCUGGGACGAUGCCAGGGCCUUCCUGGCUUCUUUUGAACAAGUGGCAACCGCUUGCCGAUGGCCCCGGGAGAAGUGGAUGACCUUUCUCCGGCCAGCCCUGAGCGGAGAGGCCGAGCAAGCCUUCAGCCUCCUCCGCGCUCAAGAGAGAGCAGACUAUGAGAAGGUGAAGGCAGCCAUCUUGGAGGAGGAGGCCGCCGCCAGGGAGAGGCAGCGCCAGCACUUCCGGCAGCUCCGCUAUCAAGACACGGAAGGGCCGAGAGGCGUUUAUGGGCAAUUAUGGGAGCUCGGCCGCCGGUGGCUGAAAGUCGAGAGACGCACGAAAGACGAGAUUUUGGAACUGCUGAUCCUGGAGCAGUUCCUCAGCAUCCUGCCAGUGGACAUGCAGCUUUGGGUCCGGAAGCGAAAGCCUGCCAGCUGCACCCAGGCGGUGUCCUUGGCAGAGGACUUCCUGUUGAAGCGGAAAGAGGCCGCGAAAUUGAAACCGAAGGUGCCACCUACAGAGGAGGCUGUGGAACCUUCUGAGACAAGACAAGCUCUGGGUGGCUGGGCUGCCCAGCUCAGCAGAGACACCAAGGAAGGCGAGAGCAAGGAGGCAACAUGGCUGUGUGAUGAGCAGGUGUGGGGGAAAGAGGUGAACCCCAUUCAUUCCAAAGAACAAGAACAAACGGAUCCCAAGGAUGUUUCUCUGGAAACAAACAAGGAUUUCCAAUACUGUAAGAACGGUGCAACGUUGGAAGGUCCGAGCGAAAGGGGGAAUGUGCCAGCAACGGGUCCUGAGAAGGUCCUGACUAUUUUCUGCAUUGAUGAUCCGGGCAGUGCUCCAGAACAGCAGAAAUUCUUGGGUGACCAGGUGCAGCACACCAAAUCGGACCAGAAAGGGAACUUUGGACAAAGCUCAGGUCUUCUCCCGCUUCAAAGUACCGACACGGCCGGGAAAUUGCAUCUGUCCUCACAGGGGGGUAACAGCUUGAGGUCACCCCAGGCCCUUAUAACCCAGUCAGGAGUUUAUACGGGUCCAGGAAGCAUGAAAUGCUCCCAUUGUGAUCAAUGCUUCAACUCUGCUUCAAGUUUCAAGGAGCAUUUGAGUAUCCAUAACGGAGAGUCUUUGUUUAGCUGCUAUUAUUGUAUAAGAAACUUUGGAUCCAGUGCAGCCCUACGGGAGCACCUCCGAACGCAUACGGGGGAGAGGCCGUACCGAUGCUCAGACUGCGGAAAGAGUUUCAACCAGAAGCAUUAUCUGACCGUUCACGAGAGGCUGCACAGUGGAGAUAAACCCUACCAAUGCAUUCACUGCGGGAAAAGCUUCCCGGAGAGGACCCGGCUUCUCAUCCACGAGCGGAUCCACACGGGCGAGAAUCCCUUCGUUUGCUCCGAGUGCGGGAAGGGCUUCAACCAGAAGGGGAAUCUCGUGACCCACAUGAGGCUGCACACGGGAGAGAAACCGUACAAAUGUUCUCUUUGCGAGAAGCGGUUCAGCCAAAAGGCAGGCCUCUGCGCCCACGAGAAAACCCACAUAGGUCUGAAAAGAAUAUUUUGAUACAGGCCACUGGGCUGGUGCCUCGAUUGGGUGAAACUUGUUUUAGCGGAAAACCACAAACCUCAUUAUCGAAGGGAACCCACAGAAUUGCAGUUUGAUAUCUAGGAAAAUGUAAUUCCAAACCUGUGUUUCUCAACCAUGGCAACUUUUAGAUGGUUGGACAAUUCCCCAGCCAGCGUGGCCGUUGCUAAACAUUACCAAGAGUUGAUGUACACAUAUUUUCAAGUUGCUAUGGUUGAGAUAUUCUCAACCUUAGAAGCUUAGACUGUGCAGCUGCCAUGCCCCCGUCAGAGCCAGAAUCUGUGCAGGAGGAUGAGCCGGAGCAAUAGUGAGAUCAAGGGGGCUUUGUUGGCUUCGGAGGAAUGUGGGGAGUAGCAGGCCGAGGCAGCCCAGGGCCUCUCAUGAUUGGAAUGGCUUGUUGGCACGGAGGGAACGAGGACAGGGUGACCAAGGGAGGGCAAGCAGUGGACAUGAGGAGCAACAGAUCUCAGGCGAUGAGCAAGGAUUGCCCCCUCCUGAUUCCCGAGCACGGAGAGUGGAGAGAAGGUGGGAACAGCGCAGGCCGGCCCGACGACUCAGGAGGAGAGGGCCCCACCCCUCUUCACAAGGCACUAUUCACACAAAUGGAGCUGUGUGUGCAGACAGCUGCCCCAUCCUCACACGCACCCACCCACCCACCCCCCGCGCUGGGUUGGGUCUCCAAGUUGAAAAGGUUGUGGGCCGCUGUUGUGUUGUAUUCCAAAGCAUCUUUUUCUAAGGAUUUUGUGUGUGUGUGUGUGUGUGUGUGUGUGUGUGUGUGUGUGUGUGUGGGUGAGUCUUCAAGUCAGACCUUAUUUCCUGGUUACAUUUCCUGGAGAAUGGUAGAAUCAAGCCAUUAUUUUAUUUUAAUAAAAAUUCACUUUGGUAGAUGAAAUCACCCGGAAUUGAGGUGGACUUGAGGAAGCCUGUAUUUUUAAAUAACAUGAUGAUUGUGAUUGAUGAUGAUGAUGUUAUUCCAAAGUGAGGAAACUCAGUGGUGCAAAUGUGAGCAUUGGUAUCAGCCUGCCUUAAGACAAAACCCAGAUAAGAUUCUCCUCCAGGUUAAGUGGUAACCUUUUGGCUGGAACUUUUUCCUAGUAUGUUGGUUCUCAAAUAAAAGUUAUACACUAGCUAUUUCUGAUCCUCCAUCUAGAUUUAUGCA